Messenger RNA from Vespula pensylvanica (western yellowjacket), 2526 nucleotides. RefSeq names its product protein-associating with the carboxyl-terminal domain of ezrin. The record is from RefSeq and is a predicted model, not a curated record. The coding region runs from base 388 to 2301 and encodes 637 amino acids. NCBI's taxonomy places the organism in Eukaryota, Metazoa, Arthropoda, Insecta, Hymenoptera, Vespidae. The transcript is spliced from 5 exons.
CACUAUUCCACGCUGUUCAACUUUAAAAAAAUGUCACGAGCAUUAGUUACACUGCAAAUACUAAUGUAUUUAGUGGCUGUUUAAAGCUUUUAUAAUAAUAAAAAAAUUCACAAUUAAUAGUAAUUAAAAGUAAUAUAAUAACAAAAUAAUAACUGCUAUAAAACAAUCAAAAAAUUGUUAUAAUUUUUUGUUUAUUACAAAAAGCCACAUUUUACAUGCAAAAUAUCUUGGCAUAUUCUAUUGUAUUUGUUAUAACAAGAAAUAUUUAAAUAUUGUUUAAUUAUUAUAAUUAUAUAAAUAUAUUUUUAAUUUGUUAUAAAACGCAAUUAACUAUUGUUUAUUAUCUUAACGGUUAUAAGUGAAAAGUUUUUGUACUAUAAUUAUUUAAUGGGGAAUGAAAAAAGUGCUCUCAAUGGGAUUGAGAUAGAUGAAAAAGCUAUUGAAGUCACGGAUUUUUGGACACAAUAUAGUGCAAAUGUUCAAAACUAUAAUUCUCAGAAAGUAUCAGUUUUUAAUAGUGAACCAUCUUUACAUUAUACUGCAAGUUUUGGAAGACCAACCCCUUUGGAAAGAAUUGCAAAAAAUUUGAUGUUACAUCGGCACCCUUGUAUCUUAAGAUAUAUUUCUUCAUGGCAUAAAGGUAGUAAAUUCUUUUUAUGUACAGAAGAAGCUAAGCCCUUGAUACAAGUAAUCGAUGCACAAAAUGCUCUUCAAAUUUGUGUUGGCUUAUAUAGCAUUGCUUGUGCAUUAGUAUUUCUUCAUGAAAAAGCAUUAACAUCACAUAACAAUGUAUGCAGUGGUUCUAUUUAUAUAACACCAGAAGGAUGUUGGAAACUAGGUGGAUUUGAAUAUCUGUGUAAAUUCUCUGAAGCAACGUCAACUUACUAUCAAAAAAUAAGAAAUUAUAGAUAUGAAAGAGCAACUUGCCCCAAUGAAGAUAUAAAUGCAUUAAUUGAUUCCGGAAAUCUUGCUUCUAUUGAUGUUUAUGCAUUUGGGGUAUUAGCUGAAGAUAUUUUAAAAUUAAAACAUGCAGAUAAUAUACCAGCUUUAACUGAAUUUCAAGAGUUUUGUAAAGAAAAUCUACAAAGCUCAGAUGCAUCUUUAAGAUGUAAAUUAUCAAAAGUCCUUCAACAUCCUUUUUUCACACAUGAUUUUAUAAAAAUACAUGGUUUUCUUGAAGAAUUACCAUUAAAAACUAAUGAGGAAAAAGAAGUCUUUUUUACAAAUUUGGUGAAUGAUUUAAAAGCUUUUCCCGAAGAUGUUGUAGCUGAACAACUUGGUCGUUCUUUGUUGUCAAGAAUAGUUUUAUUAGAUCAAACAGCUCAAGUGAAAUUUUUGCCCUAUGUAUUAAAACCAAGAGAUGAAAAUGAUGAUAUAGAAAACAGUGUAUUUUCUACACCAGUUUUUAAGACUUAUUUAAUACCCAGACUUUUACAAAUGUUUUGUAUAAGAGAUGUUUCUAUCCGUUUGCUACUUUUAUUACAUUUCAAAUCAUUUGUACAUACAUUUCAAACUGAUGAAUUGAAAUCUCAAAUUUUACCUGAAUUAUUAGUUGGAAUAAAAGAUACCAAUGAUCACCUUGUUUGUGCCACAUUAAAGGCAUUAGCUGAAGUGGUAUCUAUCUUAGGAGCAGCAACAGUAAUUGGUGGAAAAAGAGCAAAGUUAUUUACAGAUGGACGACCAAAUAAGAUAAAAGAACAAAAAGAAAAUAAGAUUGUAUCUACCAUUAAAAAUAAUAACUCAGACACAAUUGCUUCAAUUGAUAUGAAUGAAAUAGAAUUGCAUUUACCAGAACGUCUAUCUCCAGAUGGUGGAGAAGAUAAAAAAGAGUCGUCAUUUGCAUUUGUUGAUGAGGAAAGUACUUGGUCUGAUUGGGAUGCACAUGAUGCAAAUAUUGAUUCUCAUCAAUCAAAUGUACAAAAUAUACAACAAAUAACACAAAUAGCAACUCCAAAUAUGGCAAGUGUAUCAGACUCACCAUCAAGUAUAACGAAAAGUGAAGUAAAUAAAUACAUAAAAAAAAUAGAAAUGUCAGAUAUUUCACAACUAGAUAUAAAACAUUCAAAAUCAAUGAAGAGUACAAUAGAUGAUUAUGAUUUUUUCACGGAUAUGGAACCUAUAAUAAAAAAGACACAUAUUUUACAUGUACAAGAUGAGAAGGAGAUUUCAUCGACAUGUUCAAAAAGCAUAUUUGAUGUAAAAUUGUCUAAUGUAACAUUACAAGAAUCUGAAGAUAAUGAUGGAUGGAGCGAGCAUUUAGGUGACUGGGAUAUAGAAGAUACUAAGGAAUUAAGUUUUUAAUUAAAUAUUUUUAAAUUAUAAGAGAAUGUUUAGUUAUAAAUAGAUUUUAAUACCUACCUAGUAUCUAAUAAAAAGCUUUUUAAUUAUUAAAUCUACAAAUAUUACUAUAAAAUUUAUUUUUUUAAAUGCAGAUAAUAUAGUACACAGAUAUAUGUAUUUAUUGUCAAAGUCAAAUAUCAACUUGCCCUAUUAAUUUAGUUAAAUAAAUAGCACAUUGAUAGAAAA